AUGACAGUGUUCCGAGCCUUUUGUGAAUCGUUCGAACAGACUGCGAAACAAUACACGUCCGGCCUUGAACACAGCUUUGCGGAACAAUUUUCCAACAGCUUCCUCGACUUUUGGAAGCAGGCGCUCUCCGACCUCAAUUCCGCACCCGCCCCGACCUACAGCAGCGUCGCCGCCGGGACGACCAAUCCCCGCCCCACCAAAGAAGACCUCCGUGUUUUCGUGCGGCUCGAUGCCGAAGCGCCGGCGCGAGACCACAGCAGCUACGCAAUUCGGACCCACAUCGCCGCCAAAGUCGGCAUCGACUUGCACCGGGUCCCGGCAGCUUUCAAGGUAAACUCCGGAUGGGCCAUCCGAACAACGGACGCUACCAUCAGGGACCUCAUCGUCCAGCGACAGUCGGAAUGGUCCGAGGACCUAGACGCGACCUCGGUGGAGAUUAGUCACAAAUGGUACACGUACGUCGUGCCCAACUGCCCCCGAAGACUUACGGACUUGCAGGGCAAUGAAGUCAACUACGAGGCGGCCGUCAAAGACGAAAUCGCCUGCCAGACCGGGCUCACACCCAUCAGCAUCCGUCCCAGCCGGCACGAUUCAAGCGACCUUCCGACCCUCGAGCAGUGCGCAAACUGCCUCGGACCCCAUUCCGCAGAUUUCUCGAAAUGCCCUGCACGCCCCAAGCGAUCACGGCGUCAUUCGCCGCCUGACGAAGGAGGAGAAACCCUCGUCCGACAGAUGGGCACCCAACUAUUUGCUCAGCGGAAGCAACAGUUCGAGCGCAUAGACCAACCCGAACAGCUAGAACGAGACUCCUCCGAGAUUCUCAAUUCCAUAGCUCCGAGCACUGCUCAGCCCGACGACCAGGAAGCCGAGCACCCAGAUGACAGGUCACGGGGCAGGAGCGAAACCUCAGUCCUAAGCUCGACCAGGACCAUGUCUCCGCCAUUCAUUAUGGUAACCACGACACCUCAGCCUCAGAGCGAGGGCAACGAAUCUAGACCAGCUUCCCCUUCAAAGAAGCGACGCAUCAGCCCCAUUGCACUAUCUCCAUGA
This is a messenger RNA of Hirsutella rhossiliensis, 1050 nucleotides long. Its product is annotated as Ribonuclease H-like protein. Lineage: Eukaryota; Fungi; Ascomycota; Sordariomycetes; Hypocreales; Ophiocordycipitaceae. The record is from RefSeq and is a predicted model, not a curated record. Bases 1 to 1050 code for a protein of 349 amino acids. The transcript has 3 exons.